AUGUCUUUAUUCUGCAGUGACACGAUGUUCAGGAAAGCCGCCUGGAGGAUCGCAGCCAGCGACGCAGUGAGUUUCCACCAGGACCAGGCCCUCAGCACGACCAUAUUCCUCCUGAGGGGCCUCGGCCCCACGGGAUUCCUGCUCCGAGAGGAGGGAGAGAGCAGGAACUUUAAGGUGUGCUUGGGCGACCCUCAUACGUGCACGUGCCCCGCGUUCACCAGGGAGCUCGAGCCAUGCAAACACAUCUGCUGGGUUUUACUGCGGAAAUUCAGACUGCCCAGAGAGCACGAGUAUUCAUUUCAGCAUGGACUUGUGGAGAGGCAGAUCUUGGAGGUGCUCCACGGUUUACACCAAACCAAAGCCCACCGGACGGAAAAUGACCCGCCUGCUGCUCCCAGGACCCCGAGCCAGCCAGUCAUGAGCCAGGAGGCCGGAAGCGUCUGCCGGAAAGUGAUCCAGGCCCAGGAUGUGUGUCCUAUCUGUCAAGAGGAGCUGUUGGAGAAAAAACAGCCCGUGUCUUACUGCAGGUUCAGCUGUGGCAACAACGUCCACAUCUCUUGCAUGAAGGUGUGGGCGGAUCACCAGGGACUCUCAGAAAGGGAAGAAACAGUCAAGUGCCCUCUGUGCAGGGAGGACUUCUGCUCUUUGAAGCUACUGCAGGAGCAGGUGAAAAACGCAGCAAAGCUCUUCACUGCUGCUGAGCGAGCCAAGCCAGACAGACACCUGGGAGUUCAGUGUCACAGCUGCCGGGUCUGUCCUGUCACUGGCAGAUGCUUCAAAUGCACAGUCUGCACUUCCCUCUAUCUGUGUGAGGACUGCGCCGAGAAGGGCCGCCACCCACAGCAUCCCCUCGCUUCACGGACAAAAAGGAGGGACAUGUGGCACCUGAGUGAUGAUGAACGGACAGGAGUGACCUCUCAGCCAGGAAAUGACAGCACCGUCCCUGUAGCCGCAGACCCCCUCCCAGAAACUGUGCUGGGACGUCUCCCUGCGGUCAGGGUGAGACCCGGGUCUCGGCUGUUGGACGAGGGACAGCAGUGUCGGAUCUGUCUGCAGGAUUUCAGCCUGGGCCAGCGUGUCCGAACUCUGCCCUGCCAUCACAAGUUCCACACAGACUGUGUGGACGUGGUCCUGCAGAAGUCCAACUCCUGCCCCUUGGAUGGAUAUGUCAUUUAUAACCCGCUGAUGAGGAGAACCACUGAAAAGAAGUCCUCCCGCCUUCCCAGUGACUUUGCCAAACCAGCAGAAAAUAACUUAAAGGACCUGUUUAUCCCGGGAGUGGGACUGCGGGACUGGAACACCAGAGUCACGUCCUCUCAUGGUUCUCUUAACUUGGAGGUGCUAACAGGCUCUUCGGCAGCCGUAAACACGCUGCAGAAGUUAAUGGCUGACAGGUUCAAAGGCUUGUGCACAGAUACAGCAGACACCGUGAGGAAGGAAGGAAGAAGCGAAUCUCUGAGAAGACAAAAUUGUCCUACUCCUCAAAGCAGCUCGUCUGUCAGUCGGCUCAGCAAAUCUGAUCAUUCCUCAAAUAAGGCAGAGACAAAACGCAGCCCCGCUUCACCCAGCAGGUGUGGUGCGGUGAUGGAAAUCAGACAGCAACCACAGCUGAACCUUUUCGUAGGUUUGUGGAGGCCAGAGUCAGACCAUGCAGCUACAGCGGCCCCCCCUGCCAGGCGGACUAAACUGCUGCCCAAAAGGACAGGAACAGCAGCCAUUAAAGAUAGAAACAGACUCUUUUCAGAGCUGAGCAUGACUGGAGUCUUGAUCAACACGCAGAAUCAGAUGGAGACGGAGAGCUAAACCUUUUUUAUGUUGUUUAUCUGCACUGUUUCCUUUGUACUGCAGUGGAGGAAAUAAAUAAGCAUAAAUGGGUGUAACCCUUUAAAUGUGAAA
Molecule: messenger RNA, 1896 nt
Organism: Scatophagus argus
Lineage: Eukaryota; Metazoa; Chordata; Actinopteri; Scatophagidae
Gene: zswim2
Product: zinc finger, SWIM-type containing 2
Exons: 9
Coding region: 1-1803 (600 amino acids)
Molecular function (GO): ubiquitin protein ligase activity; zinc ion binding
Source: RefSeq, a predicted model, not a curated record